AUGCUGAAGUUAUUGUUGAUUAUUUCGUUGGCAAAUUUGAAUUCAGCGCAAUUGAUCAGAGACACAAGAUGCUUUCUGGAGAACGGUGCAACAUCCUCGCAUCUCUUUGUCGGCGAGGACAAAAAAGUCGGCGAUACCAUUGGUGUUUUAGGGGUCCUUGGGGAUCCAAGUAUCGAUGGAGAUAUAGAAUUACGUCUUCAAGAGCAUGAUAGUCCAGUUACUAUAUUACCUCAUUCGCGAAAUUUAACGCUUAUUAGACCACUUGAUAAGGAGGGCAUCGAUGGUCCCGCCAGUGUAUACAUUAACAUUAUAUGCGAGAGACGACACACGCUAGAUCCCGGCUUUAUGAUACCUGUAAAUAUACGAGUAACCGACGCCAACGAUAACGCGCCCCAGUUCGUCAAUGCACCCUACAUUCUCAACAUAUCCGAGGUCACGGUGGUGGGGACCAGGGUGCUCCAGGGAGUCAGAGCCAUCGAUGCCGAUCAACCGGGACCGUACUCCACUGUGCAAUAUGCCGUUCUUCCUGGCUCGCAUUCUGAUUAUUUCGUGUUUAUUAAUGCUUUGGAGGGAACCCUGGUGCUGCGAAAGCCUCUGGAUUACGAAACACUGAAUAAUUUUUCCGUUAAUAUUCGCGCUCAGGAUCAAGGAAAUCCUCCGCAGUCAUCCAUUACGACACUCUCGGUGAAUGUAAUCGACGCGGAUGAUCAAAAUCCGGCAUUUCUGCACGACCAGUACAGCAUCGUCGUCCCGGAAACAGUUAGAAAUAGAAAGGUGUUGGCGGUUUCUCCGGCACCUAUUGAAGCUCGUGACCAAGACACUGGAAUCAAUGCCCCGAUUAAGUACACUAUUCAGGGUGGGAUUCUUCCUUUCUUGAGUCUCAAUUCACAGACUGGUGAAAUUUCUCUCACACGUCCAUUGAUGGACCAUGAAUUAUCAACACCUGUUACCAUGGUUCUUAAGGCAACGCAAAUUGACAAUCCCGAUCGAUACAGUCUCGCAACUGUUAUGGUGAGUCGGGAGAAUGGACGUGAGGCAUCGACUAAAGCAGGUGGAAAUUUGCCAGUGAAAUUCGUGUUAAAAAACUUUCUCACGAGUGUCUCAGAGAACACUCCUCCCGGUAGUAUAAUCCUCACAACGGGGGUGAAUAAAAUCGACACAAAGCUGCGAUUCUGGCUCGACGGUGUCACUGACGAAAUGGAGAGGUUUUCCAUCACACAUUCCGGGGAAUUGCUGCUCAAAGAGCCGUUGGAUUACGAGAAGAAAAUUCUCCACAGCUUCCUUGUACACGUCUCUGACGGAAUAAAUAAUGACACAGCCCGUGUAAACGUCUCAGUGCAAGACGUAAACGAAUGGGAGCCCCGAUUUCGUCACCCGCGCUACGAAUUUCAUGCUCGAACUCUUCGAGUGGGCUCUAUCGUGGGUCGUUUGGAGGCAGCGGACGGCGACCGAGGAGACCGGGUUUCACUGUCCCUUCGAGGACCGGACGCUAGAUUAUUCGAAAUCCGAGACAAUGGAGAACUGAUCUUAACAUCCUCAGGCCCAUUCAACGGUUCCCUGGCUAGGCUCGUUGCGGUUGCCUCAGACACGGGGAAGCCACCACGAACGAGCAUGAUCCCCCUCAUUGUUCACAUACCACCAAACGCUAGAUCACCCGUUGCGGCUAGAGCUGCUCCUGCCUGGCUCAAUGGGAGCAUUCUACUUGUUGCUGUUUUUGGAGUCGUUUUGGGACUCUUGGGAGUUGUUAUUUUAAUUCUCAUACUUUAUAUCUAUAAACAAAAGCGUCCAAAAAAUUCAGGCUCAGUGAAUUCCAUCGGCACGGGCUACCGCGGGAAAUCCCCAGUUCCCUCUGCCCUGAGUUCGAGCCCCCAGAUCCUCGGAGCAACUGCGAUUCACGAGGAAACCUCAAAAAGCACGAGACGACCGCGAGGAACGAAGAAUCCAGUUUUCGGGGAGGACAACGAGAACCCGUACAACGCCGGAAGUAUUCAAGACUCCAACCGUCAACCGCCGACUUACGGCCGUCACAAAGUCGCUCCGAUGCCGAUUACCCCCUCGUUAUCUGCAACGUCAAAUAUUCCGAAUAUCGGAGGACUCGUGCAGAAUAUGAAUGACCUGAGUGCGAGGAUGAACCUAGAUACAGUUUCACAGAAUUCAUCGAAUUUCUCGGGGGAUCCACCUGAUUCUCUGAUCCCUGCUUGGCCUGCCGACGACUCCAGACAUGUUAAAAAAUUGUCUUGGAAUGAUGACAGUAGAACAGGUGACAGUGUCGAUGCAAUGGGCUCAGAGCAGCGAGCCGAAAACACUCACCCAGGGCCGGACAAACUCAACCUUACCGUCUAUUUCUAACAUAAAAAUUAAACUCAACCCCGAUUAUUACUUUCAUAUUUUAUUUAUAGAAGUGAAAAGAAUAGCCAUACAUUUUUAAGAAAUUCAAGAAAAUGAAAUUGUUUUUUUAAUACAAACAAAAGUCCUUAGUUGUUCAUAAACCAUGUGCUUCACGAAUCGACUUUGGUACGCACUUACAUCAGAAUUACGUUUACAUUAAGCUGUUGAAAUAACUGAAAUGGUAGAAUGAAAAGUCCGGUUUUUACUCGAGAUUGAUGACCAACAGAU
Messenger RNA from Diachasma alloeum, 2616 nucleotides. RefSeq names its product protocadherin-16 (gene Cad96Cb). Lineage: Eukaryota; Metazoa; Arthropoda; Insecta; Hymenoptera; Braconidae. Bases 1 to 2349 code for a protein of 782 amino acids. The record is from RefSeq and is a predicted model, not a curated record. Gene Ontology annotation, molecular function: calcium ion binding. The transcript is spliced from 12 exons. Gene Ontology annotation, cellular component: plasma membrane. Gene Ontology annotation, biological process: homophilic cell-cell adhesion.